Drosophila innubila is the source of this 1304-nucleotide messenger RNA. It is a transcript of the gene Las, whose product is annotated as lipoyl synthase, mitochondrial. Gene Ontology annotation, cellular component: mitochondrion. Bases 108 to 1202 code for a protein of 364 amino acids. The record is from RefSeq and is a predicted model, not a curated record. Gene Ontology annotation, biological process: lipoate biosynthetic process. NCBI's taxonomy places the organism in Eukaryota, Metazoa, Arthropoda, Insecta, Diptera, Drosophilidae. The transcript has 5 exons. Gene Ontology annotation, molecular function: lipoate synthase activity; 4 iron, 4 sulfur cluster binding.
AUGUAAUCGAUUAUCUUGCAACUCUAGUAAAUAUUUUUGUGGCUAUUUUAUUUCGUAAGAUUUAAGUAAUUUACUGGUUAAUAAUUUAAAAUUUAACUAAAUAAAUAAUGUUACGAAAGCUAAACUCUCCCCAAGCUCUUUUUGUGAGAGCGGCUUCGACACGCACCGAAAAGCUGGAAGAAAUUCGGGAACGUCUUUCUAAAGGACCCAAUUUUCAAGAUUUUGUUCAAAAUUCCGACAAUUUGAAGGAGGACUGGGAGAAUUAUGAUGGCAAAUUGCGUCGCGAGAAAGGCGAGAAUCAAUAUUUGCGCCUGCCGCCUUGGUUAAAGACAACAAUUCCAGUUGGCAAGAAUUUUGCAAAAAUCAAAUCGCAGCUUCGAGAUCUCAAGCUGUCCACUGUGUGCGAGGAGGCACGAUGCCCCAACAUCGGAGAGUGCUGGGGUGGUGGCGAGCACGGCACACAAACAGCAACAAUUAUGCUCAUGGGAGAUACUUGCACUCGUGGUUGCCGAUUUUGUUCAGUAAAAACCGCUCGUGCGCCGCCACCAUUAGAUGUGAACGAACCUGUAAACACCGCCAAAGCAAUUUCAUCUUGGGGCUUGGACUAUAUAGUGUUGACAUCUGUUGAUCGUGAUGAUUUACCGGACGGUGGCUCAAAGCACAUUGCAGAGACGGUGCGUGAAAUCAAAGCACGUAAUUCGAAUAUAUUUGUUGAAUGCUUGGUACCAGACUUUCGCGGAGAUUUGGACUGUGUUCGGACAAUUGCCAGCUGUGGACUCGAUGUCUAUGCACACAAUAUUGAAACAGUUGAGAAACUGACACCAUACGUACGAGAUCGUCGGGCACACUAUAGGCAAACUCUUAAAGUUUUGCGCGAGGCUAAGCAGAUAAAUCCGAAUCUCAUUACAAAGAGUUCAAUAAUGCUGGGCCUAGGAGAAACCGAUGAGGAAGUUGAGCAGACUCUGUUGGAUCUCCGAGAAGUCGGAGUUGAAUGUUUAACCUUAGGCCAGUACAUGCAGCCUACAAAAAAACAUCUCAAGGUUAUCGAGUAUGUUACUCCUGAGAAAUUUAAGCACUGGGAACAGCGAGGCAAUGAGCUAGGUUUUCUAUAUACUGCCAGUGGUCCACUUGUACGCAGCUCUUAUAAAGCCGGAGAAUUCUUUAUCACAAGUAUAUUGGCCAAUCGCAGGAAAACAGUGUAAAUGAAAAUAAUAUAUAAUAAUAGUAUACUAGAAAAAUUGUUAUAAUUUGUUGAAUAUGUUUUUGUUAGAAUCUUUAACUUUGUCAAUAAAUUAUAUUCGUAG